AUGGGCGUUCAAAAGAUUGUGGUGGCUGUGAACAAGAUGGAUACCGUGCAAUGGGAUCAUGAACGAUUCGAGGAGAUUGAACAGCAGAUUUCCGCGUUCUUGACGACUGCGGGCUUCCAGGACAGCAACAUUUCGUUUGUGCCGUGCUCAGGAGUUCUGGGAGACAACAUUGCUCGACGGACUAGCGACCCUCAUGCGUCCUGGUAUACAGGUCGUACAUUGAUUGAAGAGCUGGAAACGUCAGAGCCAUACACGCAUGCCCUCGAAAAGCCUUUGCGCAUGACGAUUGGUGAUGUCUUCCGAGGUGGCGUGCAAAGUCCGCUUUCCAUCUCUGGCCGUAUCGACGCAGGCAGCUUGCAGAUGGGCGACCAUAUCCUGGUCAUGCCCAGUGGUGAAACAGCGACAGUGCGCAGUUUGGAGGUGGACGGUGAACCAAGUGACUGGGCGGUGGCAGGUCAAAACGUCGUUUUGAACAUCGCCAAUAUCGACCCUAUUCACCUCCGUUCCGGCGACGUCGUCUGCCGUCCUUCCUCCCCCAUUCCUACGAUUACUUCUUUCACCGCCAAGGUUCUGGCCUUCGAACACAUGAUGCCGAUGCAAGUGGAUGUGCACCGUGGCCGUCUACAUGUACCUGGUCGUAUCAGCAAGCUGGUAGCCUCUCUGGACAAAGCGUCAGGAGUGGCUAUCAAGAAACGCCCUAAAAUUGUGGGUCCGGGUGUCGUUGUGCGUGUUGUGGUUGAGAUGGAGCAAGCUGUUCCUCUGGAGGCACCGACCAGGAUUGUCCUGCGCGCGGGAGGCUCAACAGUGGCUGCUGGUUUAUUAGAAUGA
Messenger RNA from Penicillium egyptiacum, 828 nucleotides. Lineage: Eukaryota; Fungi; Ascomycota; Eurotiomycetes; Eurotiales; Aspergillaceae. The record is from the annotation of a GenBank genome assembly.